AAUAACGAUGGUAUCAAUUAUUAAGAACUCAUUAAUAAAAACCAUCAACUUAUUUUAAAUUUCAAUAAUUAUUUUCAAAAGUUUGAAAUUGAAAACAAUGAAAAUCAGAAAUAAGACAAACCUACAAGAUUUUAUGAAUUCAUUUUACCACAUAACACAGGAAUUUGUAUUAUCAAUGUUAAUAAAACUAAGAAAAAAAUCAAUUUUAUAUACUUACAAUGUUCGAUCUGAUGUAAAGACAGUUGAAGAAUAUAGAAAAGAUAUUUUAUGAUUUAGAAAAAUGGAAUAUGAAAGUAUGAAUAUAAUUAUAGAUAUA
Molecule: messenger RNA, 316 nt
Organism: Ascoidea rubescens DSM 1968
Lineage: Eukaryota; Fungi; Ascomycota; Saccharomycetes; Ascoideales; Ascoideaceae
Exons: 1
Coding region: 98-271 (57 amino acids)
Source: RefSeq, a predicted model, not a curated record